GGACAGCGACACGUCGACUGUUAACGUUGAUUCCUAUUGGUCCAUUGCGUCUUGACGUAGACGGAACUAGUUUGUUUUCCCUGCUCGGUGAUGAGGUGGAAAAAUGGCGGAGGUCGCUCACAAGCUGGGCGGCGGAGUUUGCCGGUUGUCCACCGUCAGAUCCGGCCAGAGUUUACCGGUUUGCUGCGGGGAUGCUUCCGAAACUCGGCGUGAAAAGUGCAUUUUUAUGGCAAGUCGAAAUAAUGAUGCUUUACCUGGGAAUGAAGGGAUGGUUUGGCUAAAAACCAAAGCGGCAGAACCCAAAGUAGAAGUCGGGCGAAUGGCAAGAAGUCAUCUUGUGAAUGAAACUUGUUUGUACCAGAACUCAACUCGUUUUACUGGGUUUGGUCAUGCUCGAGAGAUUUUGAAUGUAUUAAACAGUUCUUUGGUUGGACCGCGAAGGUCUUCCGGGAGCAGAGGAUCUGUUUCCGGUCACCUUAACCCGCUCUUCACGUCAACUCAGCAGCUGCGAGCUUUCUGCAUCCUCAUCCGACUAAAUAGGUUAGAGAGACGACAUUGUGACUCUUUUAAAUCCAGAAGCUACAGCAGGACAAGAGACCCAAAAGAUGACCCCUUGUACAGAAACAGGAUGGCCUAUUAUGACAUCCUCAAAGUGUCCCCUAAUGCCACGCAGUCCCAAAUCAAGACGGCCUACUACAAGCAGUCUUUCCUCUUCCACCCGGACAAAAACCCCGGGAGCGCAGAGUCUGCACUGCGCUUCUCUGAGAUCAGCGAGGCCUACACGGUGCUGGGCAACAAAAGUCUGAGGAGAAAGUACGACCGAGGCAUUCUGAGCAUGACGGACGUCCGCGGCGUGGGAAGACCCCCCUCCAAGGAGACCCCGAGCAGGUCUACGGGAUCCACACAACAGCAGCAGCAAACUACCUCCAGGCGCUUCUCCCAAACGGGAGGGAGGCCCAUGUACGACUUUGACGCAUUCUACCAGGCGCAUUACGGCGAGCAGCUGCAGAGGGAGCGAGAAAUGCGAGCCAGGCGGCAGCGUGAAGUCGAGGCGCGCAAGGAGAAGCUGCGCAGGUGGAGGCAGAGCAAGAUAAUCGAGGGCACGGUGGGCUUGCUGCUGCUGGUCGCGGGCAUCGUUUUCAUGAGCGUCAGCAAGCCCUGAAAGACGAGCGGCAUCGGGACCACCACCCUUGUGGGGCGAUCGCCUGAUGAAGACAUCACAGUGACGUCCAUCUGACGUCAUUUGAGCUGAACGACGCUGAUGCUAUUAAAGGUGGACUAUUAAAAAAAAUUAACGGGGACUGUUUGGGAUUUCAUUUAUAUACAUGUAUACACCAUACACACUAUGUAUAUAAUGGUAUACACCAGUGGUUCUCAAACGCUUUACACCAAGUACCACCUCAUCAUAACAUAUUUAGCACUCCAAGUACUAAUAUCAUGACCAACAUUAAAACCAGGUAAUGUACUAGUAGUGUUGGUCAAACAUGAGAGUGGUUUUACAAUAUAUGCAGUUUGAACAUUAUAUGAAAUCAUUCUUUCAUGUACCACUAGAAGGAGUGUGUGUCCCACUAGUGGUACUCCUACCAUACUUUGAGAAUAACUGGUAUACACUGACAUAUAUAUAGCUAUAGAUAUGAUAUAUAUGAUGGAAGGCCACAAAACUAAAAAUUAGUUUGUUCACA
Molecule: messenger RNA, 1682 nt
Organism: Phyllopteryx taeniolatus (common seadragon)
Lineage: Eukaryota; Metazoa; Chordata; Actinopteri; Syngnathiformes; Syngnathidae
Gene: dnajc30b
Product: DnaJ (Hsp40) homolog, subfamily C, member 30b
Exons: 2
Coding region: 104-1162 (352 amino acids)
Source: RefSeq, a predicted model, not a curated record